This is a messenger RNA of Durusdinium trenchii, 1686 nucleotides long. NCBI's taxonomy places the organism in Eukaryota, Dinophyceae, Suessiales, Symbiodiniaceae. The record is from the annotation of a GenBank genome assembly.
AUGCCCAUCUUUCAGGAGGCAGCGGUUCCCAAUGUGCACUUGAACCGGUCCCUCCACUUGGCGCUCACACACUUUCGAGGUAAAGGUCUUCGAUCUUUGGUUGUGCUGGAGGAGGGGCAGAUUUUCUCUUUGGAUCUUCUUUGGUUCUUUGUGCAGCUGCUGCCGGUGAUCCGUCGGGACAGCAGCAUUUUAUGCGCCAGCGCAUGGAAUGAGAAUGGCUUGGCGCCCUAUGCUGCUGACCUAACAGUCCUUCUUCGUUCUGAUGGGUUCUCUUCUACAGCAUGGCUCAUGGAGAUGGAUGUCCUGAAGGCGCUCCUCCCACAGUGGGCCAAGGAGAGGGCCUCGUGGAGGGAUUGGCUGCUGGAACAGCUGCGGAAGUCCAAGAAGCAGUGUCUCGUUCCAGAGGUUUCGCGCGUGGCUUCGGCCACGGCGGACUGCCUCCGGCCAGAACUGCGGCCUGGUCCAGAUGCUCAAGCUCUGGUGGAAGCUCUGCGCCGGCAGAAUGCACCAGUGACGGCCUCUCCGAGCACUUGCUCCGGAGAUGAGGUGCAGCUGGAAAGGCAAAGUAUGCGAAGCGUCAUUAGUGGGCAGCUGCGAAGCUUCUUGGGAGAUGUGAUGAGGAUGGAGGCGAGUAGCUUUGAAGACUGGUUCUUGUGGCGAUGGCCAGGACGCCAAGGCAUGUUUUACAGCCAGCCGCUGGCAUCAGUCGCGGAGCUGGACGCCUAUUUGGGCUACCAGCCAGCGUUCGAAGAACCCGAACACGCACGACAGGUCUUGAGCCACGCGCCUUUGCGGCUGGUGCUUGCUGCAAAGGCCACCGAGCGCGGCAGUUGGCCCCACAUCGCGCAGCAUUUUGGGCUUUCCACGGACAGGCCGAAAGGAUCCUAUCAAGGUGUGAUCCGCCUCUGGUGGCGAAAUCGUCUUCUCUACCUGGUUGUGGACCCGAACUCACCUCUCUUGUGGAGCACGGAGCGCUAUCAGAGCAGCUGGCGAUUAGGCUCUGGUGCUCCCUCUCCAAAACUGUCGGGCGCGCACUUUGCGGAGCACGCGAAGGAUCCCCAACUGCCAGCUCAUCGGCCCAUCCCUCCAGGGGCGGUGCUGAGCGCAGCGCCUCUAGGCGAGAGUUGCUCUAGGCACUGCGAAGCUCAAGGCCACGUUUGCGUGGACGGGGACUUGAUCGCAGUGGCUGCUUGUGCACCUCCACUGACCCUAUCCUUUGGAUGCAACAUUUGCGAGGAGGAAGCUGCCUCUGCAGCCUUCCCUGGCCUCCACCGAGAUACAGGUCGCUGUGGAGCGGGACAAAAGGCACCAGGAGCGCCUCAAAGCUCGAUGAUGGCGGCUGACUGCUCCGCGUCGGCGCCGCGGGUGCGGCGCUUCUGCGUGUGCCGUGUGGCUCUGGUGCAGUCGCCGCUUUUGGGAAAGACGCACCUUCGUUUGCGAAGCCCGGGCUUGCACUUCGCGCACGAAAUGAAAAAGAGCAACGUGGAUGUGGCGUCGGCGGAUCGCUUGGAGGCCUUCCGAACAGCAAUGAUCAAAGCCAGGCCUGAUGCCCUGGCAAAGCUGAACCUCUUUGCGGAGCAGAACAGCCUGCCAGAAGCUCCGAUGCUGGAAUACAGCAAUGGCAAUGGCAUCGAGCACAAAGAACAAAACGGCCACAAAACAUUCCCUUGCACCAAGGCCACAUGA